Messenger RNA from Asparagus officinalis (garden asparagus), 1296 nucleotides. Its product is annotated as protein PXR1. The record is from RefSeq and is a predicted model, not a curated record. Bases 103 to 1011 code for a protein of 302 amino acids. NCBI's taxonomy places the organism in Eukaryota, Viridiplantae, Streptophyta, Magnoliopsida, Asparagales, Asparagaceae. The transcript has 6 exons.
UCAACACUUUGCUGCCUUCUCCUUUCCCAAAAUUUUGAACUCCCGUUGCUCUCUUCCCCGACCCUCAAAACCCUCUCCUUCCUCUCCGCAGCAACAAACAAAAUGCCGGAAAAAAACGAGAACCCAGUUAAAAAAGAGGAAGAGAAGCUCAACGACGACGAUCUAAAAUCCACCGUAGCCGCCUCAAAAUCAAAGCUUGUAAAGAAAGAAGAAGAAGAAUACAAUGACGACGACGACGACGUCCCGCUCGCUGUCUCCAGGGCCAAGAAGAAGAAGGCCAUCACCACCAGCGCUUCGAAGGUCAAGAAAGAAGAGCUCGAGCCCGAAGAGGAUUCGAAACCCAAGAAGACUACUCCGAAGCCCAAAGCAAAUGUGAAGCCUUUUAAGGCGAAGAAAGAAGAGCGGGAGGAUUCGGAUUAUUCAGAAGAGGAAGAGAGGCCCAAAUCAAAUGUGAAGCCUUUGAAGGCGAAGAAAGAAGAGCGGGAGGAUUCGGACUAUUCAGAAGAGGAAGAGAGGGAUAAGAAGAAGAAAAGGACCCCAAAGAAGAAGGAAGAGGCGAAUAAAUUAGUUAAGAAGAUGAAGAAGCAGUUGAAUCCCAAAGGGAAGGAGAAGAGGGAGAGGAAAGUUUAUGACUUGCCGGGGCAGAAGCAUGACCCCCCAGAGGAAAGAGAUCCCUUGAGGAUUUUCUAUGAAUCACUGCACCAGCAGGUGCCUACAAGUGACAUGGCAGCAUUUUGGAUGAUGGAAUGGGGAUUACUUCCAGCAGCGGAAGCUAAGAAAGUGUACGAGAAGAAGCUAAGCCAGCAGGGGAAGCUCCGGUCACCGCUAAAGGUGGUUUCUGUUAAGAGAACAACUAACGUCUCAGUCAAAACUGUGAAGAAAACAACCACGAAGACUGUUUUAAAGACAAGUGUGAAGAAACGAAAGGCGAGCGAUUCAGGAUCUGAUGACGACGAUGAUGACUUUGUGCUAUCCAAAGUCAAGAGCAAGAAGCCGAAGAUCUCUGCCUAAAUCCAUUAACCACGAUAAUCUUAUUGCGAUUGGAAGUAACUUCAUUCAGAUCUUUAGGAUCAAAAUGUAUGGGGCGAUGGUCUUUUUAAAUCCUUAUAAUCACAUGGACGGUGAUAUGUUACCUUCGGCCUAACCUGUGUUCUUAUUAGCUAACAGUGAUCAGAUUUAAUGCAGCGGUUGAUUUGAGCUGUCAAUUAUAUUAAUUAAUUGGAUACGCGUAUGUCAUAUUUAAUGAUGGGAUAUCUAAAGUGUUAUUUAUGUUUGUACGAAGUAUUUAUUUGGUUA